AUGCGCGGUCGGGAGGAGGCGGGCGCUCCUCGGCCCACAGCGACCCCAUGUGGGUGCGUGAAGCCGGCGCUAGAGACAGGGAAUAUAUUAACUGAGCCAAUUGGCUACUUGGAAUCUUGUUUCUCAGCCAAGAAUGGUACUCCAAGGCAGCCAUCCAUUUGCAGCUACUCAAGGGCUUGCUUGAGAAUUAGAAAGAGCGUCUUUAAUAAUCCUGAACAUUCCUUGAUGGGCUUAGAACAGUUUUCUCAUGUUUGGAUUUUGUUUGUUUUUCACAAGAAUGGUCAUCUGAGUUGCAAGGCCAAAGUGCAGCCUCCUCGACUAAAUGGUGCAAAGACUGGAGUUUUUUCCACAAGGAGCCCUCAUCGUCCCAAUGCAAUUGGACUGACCUUGGCAAGGCUGGAAAGGGUAGAAGGUGGAACUGUGUACCUGUCUGGAAUUGACAUGAUUCAUGGCACACCGGUCCUAGACAUAAAGCCCUACAUAGCAGAUUAUGACUCACCCCCAAAACUGCUGCGGCAACCUCUCCAGAACUUGUGCCCACCUCAACUGGAAGCUGUACCCCACUCUGAGGGCAGCCUCUCAGUGCCGGCUGGAACAUGGUCCCAUGGUGACCCUGAGGAGAGUCCACAGAUGCAAUGGGAGUCCAGAGCUGCAGAGCCAGCUGUGGAGCAGAGUGUACUACAGGAAGGCACCAAGGGCGGGGGGAGAGAUCCCACAGCACCACUGAGAAGCAACACAGAGAUGGACCCUGGACCUCCUCCCUGCUCUUCUCACCCAGCCAAGGCAGCCCUGCACAGUGCCGUGCCCGCCUGGGUGAGGGACGCCCCCAUAAUUACCUUGCAAGUCCGUUUCACGCCACAUGCAGAGGCGCAGCUCAGGGACCUUGGCUCCAAAGAUGGUGGGCUUGACUCCUUUAAAUACCUCCAAUCUGCAGAGGAGGCACAAAUGGCCAUCGAGGCUGUGCUGGCGGCCGACCCCAGGUCUGUUUAUCGCAGGAAGUUCUGCCAGACCGCCUCUUACUACUUCACUGUUGACAACCGUGCACGUUGACCUGCUGGGUUUGGUGACGACUUUGCUGAGGUGCUCAGGGUCCAGCCCACUUCUGAGCCUCCUGGAGUGACUACUACUGGGGAGGGCCUUGGGGACCUUGGGGUCCUAAAUUCUAAGGAGCUGUUGGCAGCCCGCCUGGGUUCUGUAAGAUUUGAGUUGACUACUGAAUCGGCGCUGAGAGUUAAAGACCACUUCCGGGGCCGGAGAGACUCACAGGAGGAAUCAUCCUCCUUCAUUCAGGUUGUAGUUCAAGUGUAA
Messenger RNA from Suncus etruscus (white-toothed pygmy shrew), 1308 nucleotides. It is a transcript of the gene TRMO, whose product is annotated as tRNA methyltransferase O. The record is from RefSeq and is a predicted model, not a curated record. Lineage: Eukaryota; Metazoa; Chordata; Mammalia; Eulipotyphla; Soricidae.